AUGCAAUGGAAUUUAGAGUCUUCAACAUUUCCUCAGAACAUGAAUAAAUUCUUUGUUGAUGGGGAUAGAUUGGUGGUGUAUGGACAUGUUCUUGGUGAGAUUGAAGAGCCUGUUGGAAUGAUACAAAAAAACGGAGAGUACUCCAAUAAGACGGACGACAGACAGAGUGAGUUGAAGAAGGGAAAGUUGAGGUUAAGCCAACAUAGGGAUGAAUCUAGGUUUUUACCGUUGGCUGUUUCGAGAGAUAGUGAGGGACGGUACGUGUUUGGUGGGACGAGUAUGAGGAAGGGAGAUUUGGUAGUUGUAGUUGGUAGAGGGAGAGACCCAUUGAUUCUGCGAAGGCUGGAGCAUGGUGAGGAGCUGGGAGGUGACAGCAAGAAGGAGAGUAUUGAGACGCCCGUGUACCAAUUAGUAGCAACAGCGACUAUACCGGGUAUCGAGAAAUUUCAGAAGAAGCUUGCUUUAGAUGAUAUACAGUGGGAUAUUGAGGAAAUGAUUAUAAACUAA
Botrytis byssoidea is the source of this 507-nucleotide messenger RNA. RefSeq lists its product as uncharacterized. NCBI's taxonomy places the organism in Eukaryota, Fungi, Ascomycota, Leotiomycetes, Helotiales, Sclerotiniaceae. Bases 1 to 507 code for a protein of 168 amino acids. The transcript has a single exon. The record is from RefSeq and is a predicted model, not a curated record.